This is a messenger RNA of Fusarium vanettenii 77-13-4, 1950 nucleotides long. RefSeq lists its product as uncharacterized. Gene Ontology annotation, molecular function: DNA-binding transcription factor activity, RNA polymerase II-specific; zinc ion binding. Lineage: Eukaryota; Fungi; Ascomycota; Sordariomycetes; Hypocreales; Nectriaceae. The record is from RefSeq and is a predicted model, not a curated record. The coding region runs from base 1 to 1950 and encodes 649 amino acids. Gene Ontology annotation, biological process: regulation of DNA-templated transcription. The transcript is spliced from 4 exons.
AUGGCCACCAGCCGCGGUUCCGAUAGUCACAAGAGACCUCUACCCAUGGAUACCGACGGGGCGCGGGUCCUGACAGCAUCGCAUCCGAACCCAGCCAAAUACCCCCGCAAACGUGUUUCGGUAGCAUGCGAAGUCUGUCGGUUACGAAAGACGCGAUGUGAUGCGGCCAGACCAAAGUGCCGUUUCUGCUCAAACGCGGGCAUCGAGUGUGUGUAUCGUCAGACAGACAGUGGGCCAUCACCUAAUUCUAAACCACCCGAUGCCCCAUCGCUCGACUCUCAGGUCUCAAGUCAAGAUCUUGCAACUUUGCUAGCCCGCGUGCAGGUUCUGCUCCAAGCACGAGCCGCAAGUACCCCGAGUGAUGCUCCACUAGUACCGACAUCUCUUCCUUGGAGCAUCAACCAAGAUGCAACUGAGCAACAGCAGGAACCACCUGCCACCACUUCAUCGGCCGGUUACGAUGGCCUCGAGCAGGUGAACUCGCAACCGUCUGCUCAGCCCAGUCCGUCAGCAGUCUUUACAGAAAGUCCGGCUGCUGAACAUUCAGACCUGCCAUGCCUGGUCGGGUUGAGUCUAUACGGCUUCGCCAAAACCGCAACCAAGCCGUGCCCGAAGCAACUUGAGCCGCUUCUGUUUGAUGACGGCGAGGAUUACCUCGAGCACGAACAUGAGUACAACCAGCGCAUCCUGGACCCGGCCGUAUAUGUUGACAUCAAAGAUGUUGAUUUGAGUGUCAAGGCCUGUUGGAGGAACCAGCAAUCCUUUGCAAAGAGCGUCUUGCCAUGGGUCCCAGUUUUUGAUCAGCAGUUGUGUGCCAAGCUGGUCCAAGAGGUAUCAGCCAAUGGCUUUGACUCGUGCGACCCGGCAUCGAGCCUGGGUCUAUUUGUCCUGGCCUUGGGUGCUCUCAGCAGAGCAGGGGACGAGUCGUCCCAGACCUCAGUGAGUGAGACUCCCGGUUUAGGCUACUUCCGAAUAGCUUCGCGCAAGCUGGACGUUGCUGCCAAUGGUCAAGACACGGUUACGAUUGCUCAGUGUUUUGUUUUGAAAGCGUCUUACCUACUGCUCUGUCUUCGUACCCUGGCAGCGUUCGAUGCGGUCCACGUAGCAUCUACCAUUAUUGCAAGGCAGAUGGCCCGCAAGAAGUGGCUUGAGCAAGAGACUGGACGCUUUGAAGCUUGCCAUCGGGUCUACUUGACAUGCUACAUUUUGGAGCAUGAGCUGCGGGCCGUCAUACACUACGGCACGGAGCUACAUCAAUAUGAACGCCUUGCCAUGCCACUCUUCCACACCCACGAGCCCGGGUUCUUCUGGCUUCUGAGCGAGAUUGCACUACGACAGAUAUAUAUGAAUGCGCUCUGCGGAGUCGGGAGCACCGCCAGAGUUGCGUAUGCUCCCCGGGUGGCUCAGGAGUUGAUCAGCCAGUUGGACCAGUGGUACGAACAUUUGCACCCUACGGUCAAGUUUCCCCUGGGGCCGGAGCCCGUGCUCGACACACAAAAGGCAUUUCUUCGCGCUCAGUACUAUGCGGCGAGGUUUCAGGUCAAUUGGUCAUACGUGGUGCAAUUUCUGACCACGAUUGAUCUCGGCGUAGACAUUGAUGAAAAGUCCAUCAUGCUUGAUGGAGCCCAGCGUGCCAUUGAGUAUGCUUCGUUGGUCAUCAGCUCGGCCCAAAGUCUCUGCCAAGACAGACAUUUGAUGCUUUUCACGAACUUGAUAUGCACAUUUGCAGUGGCCAUGAUGCUCUUGUGCAUUAUUGAUGUCCCAGAAUUCGCGAGUUUGCAUGAUUUGACCACGACAGUCGCUGCUAUUCAUCAAGCAAGAUCAAUUUUAUCCUACUGGGCCGAGAUAAACCCAAGCAUCUCAGUGAAUUUAGGCAGGUUAGAUGCCUUGAUGCGUGCGAAGGGUAUGGACAUGGCGCCAUUAGAGGUAGCUUGCAACAAUCUUUCAUAA